Molecule: messenger RNA, 1436 nt
Organism: Physella acuta
Lineage: Eukaryota; Metazoa; Mollusca; Gastropoda; Physidae
Product: aquaporin
Biological process (GO): water transport; transmembrane transport
Cellular component (GO): plasma membrane
Molecular function (GO): water channel activity
Source: RefSeq, a predicted model, not a curated record
UCUCAAGACAGGCGGAACGCUUGACGCUGCUAAGCUCCAGUCUACUCGUUGUUUUUUCGUGGUGCAAAUCUGGAGAAAACAGCAUCACCGCACUUGAAAGUGGAACAUCGGAAACUGAAACGUGGGCUGGGAGUUGAGACAUUGAAACACAUUUUGUUUAAGUAGAAUUCAUUAAAAAAGACUAUGGAAGUGAUGUGCCGUGUUCUCGGCUUUAAAGAAGUGAAUCAAAUCAAGUUUUUGAAGUGUGCCGCAGCAGAGGUCAUAGGAACAGCAACGUUGGUGAUGAUAGGCUGCGGCUCUGUUGGUACUCUGAACCCCAUGGAGGGGGCUCGCACCAUCUCCGUGGCCUUUUCUUUCGGGUUGGCCUUGACCCUCACCAUCUGGGCGUUCGGGCACGUCAGCGGGGCGCACGUGAAUCCGGCGGUGUCGUUGGGUUUUUUCAUCGCUGGUCAAAUAGGGCUGCUGAAGUGCCUAAUCUACAUGGUCUGUCAAGUUAUUGGUGCCAUUGCUGGCGCGUCUGUUAUAUUGCUGACCGUCCCAAACGCAUGGAGAGGGACAAUAGGAGCUACAGUUCUAGCCGAGGGGGUUGAAAAUUGGCAGGGCUUUGUAGUUGAGACUAUCAGUACUUUUCUACUGACGACCAUCAUCUUCGCUAGCAGUGAUGAACAUAGAACAGACCAUAAGGGAUCCAAAGCACUGAGCAUUGGCUUUUGUCUGACAGCAAAUAUUGCCUGGACGGGCACCGUUACUGGAGGAAGUUUGAACCCUGCCAGAUCUUUUGGGCCGGCAGUGCUGACUGGAAUCUGGGAUGACCACUGGAUUUACUGGACAGCCCCACCCCUUGGAGGCAUCAUCGCUGCCAUCACUUACAAAUUCAUCUUCGCUGAAAAAGCCCCGGAAGUAAACGAGGACAAGCUGCGCGCAGGAUGCUGCGCACGAGGAAGCUUCAGUGACUGCGGCCUCAUGUUGGAUGGGUCUAUGAGCAGGAAAAGUUCCGUGACGUUUUCCAGCAACCGGCUGGGAAACUGGCGUAGACACAGCAUGUCUAGACUUGACAGCAUCAAGAGCGACACGACGCUGAUAUCUGGGCUGGAGAGUGUCUAUGUACAGAAUGAUGGGUGCAACUUGCUGAUGAAUAAUUGUGUUUCUCACACGCCAAAUGUUGCGCUUGGUCAACAGGGGGGUAAAGUAGGCGACACAAAUUUAUAAAAAAGGAUAUUUUGUUUUAAAAUCACAGAAAAACAAAAGACGACAGUUUAAAAUGUAUACUUAAUUAUUAGAAAUGCUUCUUAACCUCAGAAAUCCUGCACAUAUGUUUGGAAACCUUGGAAAUCCAACUAAAAUAUGUUUCCCAUGUUAUAAAGUACGGGCUUUAAUAAUAUUAUAUAUUUCUUUUAAUAGCUCUUUUUAUGUUGACUCUGAAUCUAAUACAUUGC